GACUCGGUCUUGGACCUGAAUCUCUUAAAAGACUGGGACGAUGAAGAAGACAUCUGGUAUAAGACCCUACUGAUAUCACUGGUCAACGGCGAGACGACACCCACGCAGGCCGCGACCGAGAUUGACACCUACAUCACCACGGAGUCCAACGAGCGAUACGAACUCCACCGAGCGUAUACCUACCAUCGCGAUCAGAUGCCGCCACAUACAGUACUGACUGAAGAUCCCCUGACUGUGGAAAUGAAGGGAAACACCGAGGAAGAAGUAGUCACGAUCAGAGCCCCAGCCCCAGAAGCCCACUUUGAAAUGGUCGUGCGGUGGAUUACCCGACUCGCCUCGGCUUUUCCGCCGGAGCACGUCGGGCAAAACCGCAUUGUCGCCUUUCUCGAAACCCUAAAAGCGCUCCCCCGACACGGCAUCCAGAUCAUCAAUCCGAUGCUAGAGAAUGAUGAGGAGGAUAAGUUUUUUUACACCACACUGGAAGUGUGGCCGCUGGACGGGAACUUCCUGGCAUUGUCGUCGGAGGUUCGCUACGAAGGAGAGGCUUUUAUCUACCGCCACUACCCGGCGAUCCAGCUCCCGCCGACCGAUCGAGAAUUUCGCUGGCGGAACUACCAAGCGGCGAUCACGCGCUUCACAGUUCGGAAUCUGAUCGAUUGCACGCAUCUCUGCGCGCUGGAAGGAAUUCUACAGGACGACGGCUGGUACCCGGACUUGGACGACCCCGCGCGUCGAGACUCGGGGUACGGAUGGCUCGCCGGCUGGGUGAUCGCUGGGGCUCAGUGGCUGUUGCGACCCGAAGUGAGGGGCCAUGUGUAUCAGCAGUGCUUGGAUCGGGAGAAAGUCGGGAGGCGGGAGGACAUGUGGAGCAGGGAACGAUGGCAGCAGUGGAAGGAUCAAUUCGCACGCAUCGCCAUCGAGGAGAGGCUUGGACCCUAUGCUCGGGAGCUCGCGGGUUUGGUUUGUCAAGGGAUGAUUGCUCACGAAGAGGAGGUUGCUUCGUCUCCCGUGACAGGCAGUCUGUAAUGCUUGCUCUUGGGUUU
This is a messenger RNA of Aspergillus brunneoviolaceus CBS 621.78, 1043 nucleotides long. RefSeq lists its product as uncharacterized. The transcript is spliced from 2 exons. The annotation marks the transcript as partial. The record is from RefSeq and is a predicted model, not a curated record. Lineage: Eukaryota; Fungi; Ascomycota; Eurotiomycetes; Eurotiales; Aspergillaceae.